Phytophthora infestans T30-4 is the source of this 1278-nucleotide messenger RNA. RefSeq names its product ferric reductase, putative. Bases 1 to 1278 code for a protein of 425 amino acids. Gene Ontology annotation, cellular component: plasma membrane. Gene Ontology annotation, molecular function: oxidoreductase activity. The record is from RefSeq and is a predicted model, not a curated record. The transcript is spliced from 4 exons. NCBI's taxonomy places the organism in Eukaryota, Oomycota, Peronosporomycetes, Peronosporales, Peronosporaceae.
AUGGUGGCGGUUUUCGUUGCCAAGGCAUCUCAGUUUGCCGAGGAUCCUGCUGUCGGUCACUGCAUACGAGUCGCCAAGGGCUUCACACAGAUCUGCCUCGUGAACACUGUACUCGUGCUAUUGCCAAUGUGUCGGAACCUCGUCACGGGUCUCCGUGCACUUCCGAUUGUCACGAGUUAUCUCCCCGUUGACCAACACAUUGAGUUUCACAAAAUUUGCGGCAUUGUGCUGCUACUGUCAGCGCUGGGACACACUGCUGCCUGGAUUGCUAUCAUCAUUUACGCACGUGGAGCACCAGAGUCGGUCUGGGAGAAGUCGGUAUGCCACCACCUCACAUUAGUUUGGGAAGACAAUUGGCUCAACUUGACGUUACGAGUUCCAAUGUGGACGGGGAUAGUCAUGUCAUUGUGUGCUGCCAUUGCUGCUACGAUGUGUAUCCGCAAGAUUCGCCAAGGAAACUUCAAUUUCUUUUGGCUCUCCCAUAUGUUGUUCAUCCCGUUUGUCGUCUUGAUGGCAUUCCACGGCUUCGCCAGCUGGGUAGCUACUCCACAAGCUCAGUACUGGGUCUUACCUCCACUGCUCAUUUACCUAAUUGAGAAACGUUAUCGAAUGGGAUACGUAUUUGGUGGCAAAACUACGAUCACCGAGCGCUUCUUACCGGGAAUGUACGUGUUUGUCAACGUACCUGCAAUUUCCCGGUUUGAGUGGCAUCCUUUCACAGUUUCUUCCGCCCCAGAAGAUAAAUUCCUUACGCUUCACAUUGAAAAAAACGGCGACUGGACGGCGCAAGACUACGCAAGAUACCGCGAAGUCGUCCUCGUUGCUGGCGGUAUUGGUGUUACCCCGUUUGCCUCGAUCUUGAAAAAUAUUCUUCAUCAGUGGGAAAGCUACCGGUGUGGAUACUGCAGAAACAUUCGCUUCCCGCCCACCUUCCACCUACAAAAGAUUUACUUUUAUUGGGUCACUCGUAGCCAGAGAUCACUCACUUGGUUCGCCAAUACCAUGAACCAGUUGAGUGAGAUGGAUACGGAGAAUCGACUCGAGAUCCACACCUUCUACACCGCAAAGAGUCUUGACGACGUCAUCGGCCCAUUACAAGCGCUACAGACUUUCAUCCACGCCACCGAGGGCCAAGAUAUCGUGUCUGGCCUACAAACGAAGCAGAAGACGCACUUCGGAAGUCCAGACUGGAGCGCCGAGCUUUCGCGGAGAUCGGAGUAUUUUUCUGCGGACCUAAGAAAAUGGGCCGCGAGAUCCACGAUCACUGCGUGUUGCUAA